AUGACUAAACAUUACGAUGUAGUUGUUGUCGGCGCAGGAAUUUUUGGUUCAUGCACUGCGUAUCACUGUCAACGUCUCGGAAUGCGUACUUUACUUCUUGAACAAUUCAACCUCGGACACUCAAACGGGAGUUCUCAUGGAAAAAGUAGGAUCACACGUUAUGCGCACACAGAUCCAGAAUAUGUACCACUUGUUGGUGACUCCUAUUCACAAAUCGAACAACUUGAGAAGAUGCGGGGUGAAAAACUUUGGAACAAACUGGGAUUGCUAUGGGCUGCUACGGGAAAUCAAGUUCAAUCAAUAUCUGGUCAUUUGCAGGCACACAAUAUCGAGCAUGAAGUUAUUCGAGGAAAUGAGGAAGAGUUUAAACAUCUUGGAGGAACGAUUCAAGAAAACGAACCUCUCAUUUCUCAUGACGAAAGUUAUGACUCUCCGCUAGAGCUUACAACCAAGAAUAGGAAAUACACAAGCAAUAAAAUCAUUUUCACUGUUGGUUGCUGGAUAACUAAAUUCUUCCCUCAUGUCAACUUCAAAAUCAAACCAAUCAGUCUUGCUGUGUGCUACUGGAAGGCUAAAGAAGAAAACCAACGACAUCUUCUCGAUGAGAAACAUUUUCCAGUAGUAAUUGCAAAAAAUUUAGAGAAGAAGGAAUACUACUUUGCUCUUCCCGACACAGAUUAUCAAGGAGCUAUUAAGCUAGUAUUGGAUGACGGUGAUGAAUUGAAUGAAGACUUGAGCCACCCGAAGAAAAACAACAAAGAUUUUGUUGAUCUUCCUGGAAAGUUUAUCACAGAGCACAUCCCAGUAGUGGAUGGGACAAAACCAUAUAAGGUCGAUCAGUGCAAAUAUACCAACUCCCCGGAUCAUCAUUAUCUCAUCGGUCCGGUAUCAUCCGAAACUUCAAAUAUUCUGGUUGGCGGCUGCGGUUCUGGAUCAGGGUUCAAAACAGCGCCUGGUAUUGGCAGAGCACUUGCUGAGAUGGCUGCGGGAGAGAAAACUACUGUUGAUGUAUCAUUUUUCUCUCCUAAUUAUGAUGUUGUGGUUGUGGGUGCAGGUAUUUUUGGAUCGUGUACUGCAUACAAUUGUCAGAAGCUUGGUUUGAAGACCCUACUCUUAGAACAGUUUGAACUUGGUCACAUAAACGGAAGUUCUCACGGAAAAAGUCGAAUCACUCGUUACGCUCACACUGAAGUUGAAUAUGUUGACCUUGUUGGAGACGCAUAUGAACAAAUUUUCGAAUUGGAGAGAGUUCGUGGGGAAAAGCUGUGGAAAAAAACUGGCCUUCUGUGGGUUUCCACUGGAGACGAGAUCGCGAAAAUUCACAGCAACUUGAAGUCGAAAAACAUCGAACAUGAAGUUUUGAAAGGGACUGAUGUUGAGAAACAUUAUCCACAAUUCAAACUGAAUGACGAGUGGAAUGCACUGAUUGAUCCAAUGGGUGGUGUUAUCUAUGCUGAUAAAUGGCUCAAUGCUUUCAGAGAUGAGUUCAAAAAACUGGGAGGCAUCAUUCAUGACCGUGAAACUGUUUUCUCUCACUCGGAGCAAGGCGAUACUCUUUACGUCAACACAAAUAAGGCUAGAUACACCACCAAGAAAAUUAUUUUUACCGUGGGGUGCUGGAUCACCAAGUUCCUUCCAGAUGUGAAAUUUGACAUUGAGCCGGUCAGUAUCUCAGUCUGCUACUGGAAAGCUAAAAAUGAGGCGGAAUCCCAUCUACUCAAUGAUGAUCACUAUCCAGUUGUCAUUGCCCAAGAAAUGGAAUUGAAAGUAUUCCAUUAUUCGUUGCCAGACAAUGAUUAUCCGGGAGCUAUCAAGUUUUGCUACCACUAUGGAGAUCGUUUGACAAAUGAUUUGGCCCAUCCUGAAAAUCGAUCGCAGAACUGCAUUGAUCUUCCAGCCAAGUUCAUCCGUAAUUACAUGCCAGUGAUUGAUGGAUCAGUUCCAGUGAAAGUUGACAAAUGCAUUUACACGAACUCCCCGGACGAACAUUAUAUCAUUGGACCAAUUCCCACCAAGAAUCCAAACAUUUUGGUUGGAGGCUGUGGGUCAGGAUCCGGAUUCAAAGUUGCUCCUGGAAUCGGAAAAGCUCUGGCUGAAAUGGCUGCUGGAAAAAAGACAACUGUCGAUGUCUCAUUCUUCUCCGCCGAUCGUUUCAAACCAUCCAAAAUCUAA
Molecule: messenger RNA, 2172 nt
Organism: Caenorhabditis remanei
Lineage: Eukaryota; Metazoa; Nematoda; Chromadorea; Rhabditida; Rhabditidae
Exons: 15
Coding region: 1-2172 (723 amino acids)
Cellular component (GO): peroxisome
Molecular function (GO): sarcosine oxidase activity; flavin adenine dinucleotide binding; L-pipecolate oxidase activity
Source: RefSeq, a predicted model, not a curated record